Molecule: messenger RNA, 2364 nt
Organism: Ogataea philodendri
Lineage: Eukaryota; Fungi; Ascomycota; Pichiomycetes; Pichiales; Pichiaceae
Exons: 1
Coding region: 1-2364 (787 amino acids)
Biological process (GO): endonucleolytic cleavage to generate mature 5'-end of SSU-rRNA from (SSU-rRNA, 5.8S rRNA, LSU-rRNA); endonucleolytic cleavage in 5'-ETS of tricistronic rRNA transcript (SSU-rRNA, 5.8S rRNA, LSU-rRNA)
Cellular component (GO): 90S preribosome; nucleolus; small-subunit processome
Molecular function (GO): protein binding; U3 snoRNA binding
Source: RefSeq, a predicted model, not a curated record
AUGGAUUAUACCACAAAGAGGAGCUACAAGAAGAUCGACAUCGAGCCGUACUACAUUGGAUCGGCCAACGCAACGGUUUCCGGGGACGGACUCGUGCUGGCGACCGCGGUGCUCGAAGAUGUCGUCGUGGUGAAUAGAGAAACAGACGAGGUUGUUCAUCAGAUACAAGGAGACGGAGACGUUGUGACCGCUUUGCAGCUGACUCCGGACGGAAACGAGCUGGCGAUAGUAUCCCAAUCGCAGCAGUUGCGGAUCUUUGAUCUGCAGCAGAGCAAGUUUGUGAAAACGUUCAAACUGCCCGCUGCUUCGUACAUUUCCAGCGUUGAUCCCACUUCUUCGCUGUUUGCAUUUGGUCUCACGGACGGUAGUGUUAUUGUUUGGGAUAUUGAGGGUUCGUUCAUCACACACAACUUUAAAGGCCAUCCGUCGACGGUUUCGGCGUUGCGGUUCUUCGGUAGACUCGACUCCAAGGACUGGAAGCUGGCCAGUGGAGACAUCAUGGGAACGGUCAAGGUUUGGGACCUGGUGAAACGCAAAUGUUUGCACACAAUGAAAGAACACUCGGCGACGGUGCGAGGUGUCGCAUUCAACGAGACAGGCGACUAUUUCAUCACCAGUGGAAGAGAUAACGUCGUGAUAAUGUAUAGUACAAAGUCGUGGAAAGAGGUGAAGACGGUGCCCGUUUCGCAGUCUGUGGAGGCUUGUGGGUUUUUCGAGGUUGACGGCAAGGAAUUGGUGUACACUGCGGGCCAGUAUGGGAUCAUGAAGGUCUGGGACAUGGACCUGGAGAAAUUGGUUGCAACCACAAAGGUCCCGUUGGAAACCACUGAGGAACUCAAUGUGAUGGAUGUCUUGCUGCUAGACCAAGGCCUGGACUCGGUGCUGCUGGUUUUCUCCGACCAGACGAUCGUCGAAGUGGACCUCGAGCUCCAGAACGGUGUCUUCCCUUCGGUGCGUGUCAUGGCAGGUAACCACGGAACAAUUGCCGACAUGAGAUAUGUUGGACCGAAUUUCGACAAGCUGGCAUUGGCUACCAACUCUCCAGCGCUGAGAAUUGUCGAUCUUUCCCAGAAACCGCUGGACGUGGUGCUGUGCGAGGGCCACACUGACUUGCUGAACGCUCUGGAUUGCACCACCGACGGUCUUUGGGUGGCCACCGGAGCCAAGGACAACACCGCGAGACUUUGGCGGUAUGACGAUGUUGCAGGGUUCGUUUGUCAGGCUGUUUUCGAAGGCCACAUCUCGUCGGUCACCGCUGUGGGGCUACCUAGAACGCCUGUUAACGAGUACCCACGGUUUUUGAUCACCGCUUCGGAGGACCUCACCAUCAAGAAGUGGACGGUUCCAAAACCAGCUGACGAGGUUGUGCACGUGAAAAAUUCGGACUACACCAGAAAAGCGCACGACAAGAUGAUCCACUCGAUCGAUAUCAGUCCAAACAACGACCUGCUGGCGACCGCGAGCCACGACAAGAACGCCAAGAUCUGGGACCUCCAGGCGGGCGAGACGGUUGGUGUGUUGAAGGGCCACAAAAGACCCGUGUACGACAUCACGUUCUGCGCGUACGACCGGCUUGUGGUGACCGGGUCUGGCGACCAGAUGGCCAAGGUGUGGUCGUUGGACGACCUGACGUGUGUCAAGACGUUCCAGGGCCAGGCGAACGCGAUCCAAAGAGUCUCGUUUCUGGCCAAGAACCAGUUUGUGGUUGGGGCCGGUGCGGACGGGCUGAUCAAGGUGUGGGAGGUGUCGAGCGGCACGUGUGUGCAGACGCUGGACAACCACGACAACCGGAUCUGGGCGCUGUGCUUGAAGAACGACGGAAACGAGUUUGUGUCUGCGGACGCGGACGGGGCGAUCACCGUGUGGCAGGACAACACCGAGGAGGUGCAGGAGCUGGAGGCCGAGAACCGCAAGCUUAGAGUGGAGCAGGAGCAGUCGCUGGAGAACUAUAUCAGCGACAAGGACUGGGUGAAUGCAUUCAAGCUUGCUCUGAAGCUCAACCACCCAAUGCGGCUGUACAAGGUGUUGCAAGCGAGUAUUGCGCAGGGCGACGAGGGCUCGUGCAUUGGGUCGCGUGCGAUCGAGGCGACGAUCCCAGAGCUGGCGGACGACGAGGUGGUUUUGCUGUUCAAGCGCGUGCGCGACUGGAACACCAACGCACGCCAUUUCGAGGUGGCCCAGAAACUGAUCAAGGCCAUUCUGCAAAACUACCCGGUGGACAAACUGUACGAGAUCCCCGGUCUGAUGGGGCUUGUGGACGGCAUCUUGCCCUACAGCGAGCGCAACUACACGCGUGUGGACGACCUGGUUGAACAGAGCUUCAUUCUGGACUACGUGGUGCAGAAGAUGGACGAGGUGGUGUAA